GGAGUUCUGUGGGAGAGUCUCUCUCCAUGCCACCAUGACACCUAACGGGACGAUGCAGCGUCACUAGUUGCUGCUGACAGCGAGUCAUCAUGUUCAGAACUUAAGGCAUUUUAUACGCCAAUAAACAAUUACUUAUUUAUAGAAUUAGCUAGGCUAUAUUUUCAUAUAUUAACAAUAUAUGGCAUCCUCAUGUUAACUAACGUUGGUAAACAAUUGGACCUGUCAAACUUCGCCAAACAACCAUAUGAUCCAGUCCAGUAUGGAUGUUAGGAAGAGGUGCAGGUUCAGCUCGGAGAUGAUCUUUCUACAGCAGCUCUCCUGAUCCUGACGUCCCCGUAUGGCGUUCCCUGUCCAGUUCCUCUGCCGGGGGAUACGAACUCUUGGAUUAGUUCUCCUUUAUUAUGUCUUCUCUAUAGGCAUCACCUUCUAUAACAAAUGGCUGAUGCAGGGCUUCCACUACCCCCUCUUCAUGACGUUAGUUCACCUCGCCAUCAACUUCUGCCUGUCGGCUCUGACCAGACGGGCCAUGCAGUACUGGACAGGGAAACCCCGCAUCGUUCUCAACUGGACAGAUUACCUCCAGAAAGUUGCUCCUACAGCCUUUGCAACUGCUCUGGAUAUUGGACUUUCCAACUGGAGCUUCCUCUUCAUCACCAUCAGCUUGUACACCAUGACCAAGUCUUCAGCAGUGCUCUUUAUCCUCUUUUUCUCCCUCGUCUUUAAACUAGAGGAGCCGAACCCAUUCCUGAUCCUGGUGGUCCUGCUGAUCUCCGUUGGUCUGUUUAUGUUUACAUUCGAGUCGACCCAGUUCAACCUGGAGGGCUUCAUUAUGGUGCUGCUGGCCUCCUUUAUAGGCGGGAUCCGCUGGACCCUCACGCAGGUCCUCAUGCAGAAAGCAGAACUAGGCCUACAGAACCCAAUAGACGCUUUGUACCACCUACAACCUCUCAUGUUCCUUGGCCUCUUUCCUCUCUUCCUGUAUAAUGAAGGACUGAGCCUCAGUACUUCAGAAAAGUUAUUCCGGGUGACCGAGCUCUCCCCUCUGCUCUAUUCAGUCUUCACACUGAGUAUUGGCGGUGCGCUGGCUUUUGGUUUGGGCUUCUCAGAGUUCCUGCUGGUCUCCCGAACCUCCAGUCUUACAUUAUCCAUUUCAGGGAUCUUUAAGGAGGUGUGUACUCUGCUUUUGGCAGCAGCUCUGAUGGGAGACAAAACCAACAUGCUUAAUUGGCUCGGAUUCGUGAUUUGUCUAUGUGGCAUUUCAUUGCAUGUGGGACUCAAGACAUAUUAUUCCAAAAAUAAGGGACCAUCGAUAAGGCAGCUCAGCAGUAAGAGCCCAGAACUUGAGAUGCCGUUACUGCGACAGAACACAGACGAAAGAGACGAUUCGGCUGCUGAAUACGAUGACGAAGACGAAGAGGUCAUCACAGGAUCUGUGAAGCGGUCCGUCUCCUAACUGCUCACUCCGACGUCAGAGCUUUAAGGUGUCCAAAGACUGUCGUGAAACACUGCCACAAAGAGCUCAAAUCCUUCACCGUCAUGUCUUCAGGCCUGGCCAGGACCUCAUUAUGUACAGUAGCUGUACACUGACUGACUGAGGAUUUGACAAACGUUUUGAUCUUUUGCCUUAGGGGAUCCUCAAAGCUGUAGCUCAUACAUCCAAGUGUCAACAGAGCAUGAUGUAUGGGUAGAAAGAGGGUGUUAAAGGGAUACUUUGACAACUUCAAUUUGAUUGGGUCAUUUUUCUUUGCUAAAUACUUGUCACACAGUGAGUAUCUUCUUAUUUUGUUCUGUUUUCCUACUGUGAAUACACGUGUGUUUUUAAACAUUAAUAUCAUUCUGUUAAGUGACACAGGUCCCUUCAUAAGAAGCUAUUAGGAAGUAAAACAAAUGUAGAAACUGCUUAAUGAGGUUACAAGUGUGUGAUUUAGGAAAAAUCAGCUGGAAUUGAAGGUGCCCUGGUAUUCCUAUAAUGUUAUAUUAAUAACAUGAAGCCUGACAUCGUGAAGUGUUUGGUUUAAAAACUAUUUAUAGUACAACCCUUACAAAAAAAGCUGGGAUGAUGUGUAAAAAUGGGUAAAAACAGAAUGCAUCCAAUUUAGAAUUAAAGUGUAUAUUUACAACAACAAAAAAACCCAUAAGUUUAUAAGAUGAAUGUUAAAAGUAUUGUUUUUGUACAGUUUUCAUAUGUCAAAGAGGAUGAAAAGAGAUUUAUUUACAUUUCAGACAACGUUCCAUCUUUUUUUGGAAUCGGGGUUUUGAAUUUGUAAUAAUAAUGCUACAAUUGAACACAGAUCAAUUAGGUGUGUAGGUCAGCAACUAGCAAUUAUUUUCAUUUUCAGUGAAUCUACAGGUUAUUUUAUUUAUUUAUUGCAAAAAAUGUUUGGUCUAAAACCUUUCAGAAAAAAAUGGCCAUCACAUUUUCCUAUGUUUGGUCCAACCAACAGUCUAAAACCCAAAGAUAUUCAGGCGCUGUUGGACAAAGAAAGCAGCAAACCUUUACAUUGGCGUAGCAAAUACUGACUUGAAUGACAAAUAGAUUAUCAAUAGAUUGUUGUUUAAUAUUUUUAUUUUAAAGGUAUACAGGUGCAUCUCAAUAAACUAGUACAGUGCCCGUAGGAAGUAUGUAUUAGUAUCGUGGGAGAUUAAGUAGAUUUUUCAAUUAUGAACAAAUGAGGUUGUGUGUGAAAGUAUGAUGUACAAAGAGGUGUAAUACUCUUGGUAGUGUUAAUAUAUACAAAGUGUAUAUUGGGUAAUACAUGGAUGGACAUUUAGAUAUAAAGAGACACAGAAAUAAUUAUUUUAAGAAAAAGAAACAUAAUCAUUCAACAUGGUUCGACAUAUAUACAGACACAGAUAUAGGAGGGAAGAAGUUUACAUGCAGCACAAACAGAUGGAUGUGACAGUAACAGAAUUCACACAUUACAUGCAGACCACUACAACGUCUGCAACUCUAUAAAACACUUACUUUUCAUAAGGUACCACACCAUCCAGCACAUACACAUUGAACAUUGAUAUUCAUAUUCAGAUGAGAUGAGUCAGGGUGUAAAUCCAGAGUGAAUUGUGUUACUGACCAGGUGUAGGCCUAUUACACAAUGGGGCGGGGCUCCCCUAAAAGGGGGCGGAGCUUCCCUAAAAGGCGUCCGAUCGGAAACAGUGAAAUGCUGCAAUACGUCCCACGUAAAUAAUGAUAUUUUGAAAAAAUAAUUUAAAAAUCUUCAAAAUCGAGGAUGCACACCUUCGUGCCAUGAGCAAGACACAUAUGAAAUCUGAGGUCAGUCUGACUAACGGACAGAGAGAUAUGAACUAGAUACACACACACACACAUGCUUCUUGCUUUUAUAGAUAGAUUAGAAUAUCAUAGAAAAGUUUAUUUAUGUCACUAAUUCAAUUCAAAACGUGGAAAUAACACAUUAUAUAGAUCCAUUACACACAGAAUGAAACAUUUCAUGUCUUCAUUUAUUUAAUUUUUUCGAAUUAUAAUGAUUAUGGUUUACACUUAAUGAAGACCUAAAAUUCUGUGUCUCAAAAAAAAAAAAAUUUUACAAAAGACCAAUUUUAAAAAGUAUGUUUAAUAUGUAAAUGUUGGCCUCUGAAAAGUAUGUCCAUCUAUAUGACUCAAUACUUGGUUGGAGCUGUUUGACCUGAACUACUGGAAAUGGACUUUUCCACUAUAUUUUAAUUUAUUGAGAUGUACCUGUACAAUGCAUUAUAUUCCUAAAAACAACAUACAAACCCAGGUUUCUAUUGGUAAUCUGUUAUAUAUAUAUACAUAUAGACAUAAAGUCUGCUAAAAAUAAUUCCCUUUAAACUGCAUCCUUUACAGCUGCAAAAAAAAAGCGAAGUACAUUCAUCUGCAGCAUGCUGUGCUGUUAUGAUCCAGACAAAAGACCACCACGGAUUGUUCACCACAGGUUCAUAAUGAACCGAAGAUAUUUUUAUAUUCUCAAUACACAGUCAGGGAUUCAAUUAGCAUUAGGAGACAUGGACUGGCAGGAAUCUGCAGAGAUACUGCUUUCUGCCUGCCUUUCUCUUUACAUGCUGCUGUGUUCAGGACGUCUUCACCCCACACAAACAGCAGGCACAGCACUGAAAAACAGACACUGAGUGAGGGUUAACACCUCCCAAAACAAGAUUGAAUAUAGAAAAACUGAAUAAUUGAAGUGCUUUUUACUUUCCUUGAGCCGGUGGAGAAGUCUGAAUAUAUACACACA
Messenger RNA from Centropristis striata (black sea bass), 4211 nucleotides. It is a transcript of the gene slc35h1, whose product is annotated as solute carrier family 35 member C2. The record is from RefSeq and is a predicted model, not a curated record. The coding region runs from base 338 to 1453 and encodes 371 amino acids. NCBI's taxonomy places the organism in Eukaryota, Metazoa, Chordata, Actinopteri, Perciformes, Serranidae. Gene Ontology annotation, biological process: UDP-glucose transmembrane transport. Gene Ontology annotation, molecular function: antiporter activity. Gene Ontology annotation, cellular component: endoplasmic reticulum-Golgi intermediate compartment; Golgi apparatus; cis-Golgi network. The transcript is spliced from 10 exons.